UUAAAUAAUUUAACUGCCAGGAGGAUUCAAUUUAAAUAUUUUACCAAUUCGAAACAAAGUUAAAAGAGGAUUAUUUACAGUGUCAGCGAUGAUGUCAUCAAUGGGCGACGCAACCACUGAGUUCUGCUAAUGGAGGCGCGAGUAACAACACUAACUUUAAAACAAGCUUUAAAUACCCAUUUUGGGUUCGAGGACUUUAGAUCUAAAGUGCAGGAAAAUAUCGUCAAAGCAGUUAUCCAAGGUGGCAGGGAUGUGUUUGUGUGCAUGCCCACUGGGGCAGGAAAGUCCCUGUGCUAUCAACUGCCUGCUGUCCUGGCUGCAGGAAUCACUCUGGUUAUUUCCCCGCUAAUUGCUCUUAUUCAGGACCAAGUGGACCACUUGAGAUCCCUGAACAUCCCUGCUUGCUCCAUCAACUCCAAGCUCGCAGUAGGCGAGCGCCGUGUGAUUCUUACAGAUUUGCAAAGUGCGAGCCCAAAGCUCAAGCUACUCUACAUCACACCAGAGAUGGUAGCUUCGCCAUCAUUCCAGCCUUACUUGACUGACUUGUGCUCCCGGGGCCUGCUGUCCUAUCUGGCAGUGGAUGAGGCUCACUGUGUCUCCCAGUGGGGUCAUGAUUUCAGACCAGACUACCUCAAACUGGGUGAAUUGCGUGCUCGCUUGCCUGGGGUUCCCUGUGUAGCACUCACAGCAACAGCGCCUAAAAAGGUCCAAGAGGACAUUGCUCAGUCCCUGAAGCUGCGUCUGCCGCUGUCUUUCAGUACGCCGGUUUUUCGAAGUAAUUUGCAUUAUGACGUCAUCUUCAGCGAGCUUCUUCCAAACCCCUUUGUUCACCUCCAUGCUUUCAUUCGGAAGGCACUUGCUCGCGGUGGUGGCUCUAAUGGACAGGGUUGUGGGAUUGUAUACUGUCGGACCAGAGAAGGUUGUGAAACCGUAGCCCAUCAUCUUACUAAACUCGGUGUCCUGGCAAAGCCUUAUCAUGCUGGUCUGAAGACAGGAGAUCGCACAGAGGCACAGAGUGACUGGAUGCAGGGAAAAGUGACUGUUAUUGCAGCCACCAUCAGUUUUGGUAUGGGUGUAGACAAGGCUAAUGUAAGGUUUGUUGCCCAUUGGAACCUUGCAAAAUCCAUAGCCAGCUACUACCAAGAAUCCGGGCGAGCGGGAAGAGAUGGACUGCCGUCCCUAUGUCGCAUUUAUUACUCCCGGAAAGACAAAGAGCAAAUUAUGUUCCUCAUCAAUCAGGAGGUUGCACGAAAAAGGGAAAAACGAAAUUCUGCAAAGGAAUCGGACAAAACAGCCAUUACAGACUUUGAAGCCAUGGUGCGUUUUUGUGAGCAGGAAAGUUGCCGCCACGCCACCAUUUCCAAGUUUUUCGGGGACCAGCCGCCGAACUGCUCAGGUGCUUGCGACUAUUGUUCCAACCCGAAAGGCGUGCGAGCCCAACUGGAGGCCGUUUGCAACACCAGCAUCGCCGCUCAGAGCAAAGAGCCCAGGAAGGCGUUUGGUUUUGAUCCGGAGCUUUACGGAGGGGGAAAGAAGGGCUACGGCUUUGAGAGGUUUGAGGAAAUAGGGGAAAGCAUUAGUGACGACGAAGCCAAGAGGAAAAAGGAAUUCUCGGAUCUCUUCAAGAAGCAGAUGAGCUUAAGGAAGGGACUUGACAGUGAGAGAGAUGACUUUAUUCCUCCAGAUGCUGACUGCCCACUGAAAGAAGCGAGCAGUCAGCGGAUCCCCAAGCUCCCAGUGAAGUCCAGAGAGCACUGCCUGACACUCUUGCAAGAGGCAUUGUAUGGCCACCAGGGGGCAGACGAGUCAUUCCGUGAUCCACUAUCCUUAGCCGUGGAUAUUGAACUUGAGGUGUUCAAAAGAAGCAAGUCUUCCAACUUGUACAAAGCGGCAAUACUCAAGAAGGUGUCCGAGUUGAAGAAAGGGUCCGCUGUCAGAGAGGAGGAGAAGAGCCUCGGUGGUUGCGCCACCGAGCUAAAAGAGGAAGACAAAGCUUCCCCCUCUACUUCCGUUUCUGAGGAUCUGCAUGGGUUCAAAUCUGCUUCUGAGGUCUACUCGAUGAAGCGGAAGAGAGUUGGAGCAGGCCAGAGGGGCUCGUCCAACCCCCUUCUGGUUGCAAAAGAUCUGCUGAGCGGCUCGAUGGUGGAUAGCCCGUCUGUUCGAGAAAAACAAAUUCGAUGGGCUCCACAAAGAAAUUGGUCAGAUGAGCCUUUGGCUGUGACAUCAUCCAUCCGGGUGAGAGCGAACGCCACGGCCUCCUCCGCUGCCUCUUCCGCUCCCUCAAGCAGCCCGACAAAGCCAGGCAGACCCUGGAGCAAGAAGCGGCAGAAGCUGGAGGAAGCUUCCAAAAGUUCCCACUGCAUUUCUCACUAUUUUGUCAAGUCACAAACAAUGAAAGAAAGCCAAGCGCCGGAGAGCAGCAUCGUGAUUUCAGAUGACGACGCGGACCUGGAGCAGCAGCACUCUCCUGUCGCUUUGGAGGGCGAAAGUGGUGCUAUGGAGCCAGUUCUUCAGGAUGCGAUGCCAGCACAGGACAGACUGGGUGUAACGGUGAUUGAUGAUGAUGAUGAUGAUGUGAUGGUUCAGCAAACAUCGGAACUGAAUCCACAGUCUGCCACAGAACACAACACAACAGAAGACCACAAUCCAGCUGUGACACAAUCGGCGUGCGCUCAGGAAGCCGUACGAGAGGAGCCUCCUCCGGCAAAUCGAGGACGCCUGGCGGGCAAGAGCGACAGCAAAGUCGCUUUCGACCCCGCCGUACGUCCGAGUGUCGCACAAACGAGGAAGGAGUCAACGACAGCUGUGACACUGAAAGAGGCGGCUAACGUGGUGGUGCGCUACCUGGACCCUUUUUACACUCGGGGGAAGUUUGCCAGCAAGGACCUGUUCAAGUCCUUCGCUCGCUAUUUGUCCCACCUUAUCGCGGAGGAGGGGACUGUUCGAAAGGGUCAAGUGAAAGCGGAAGCCAAGGCGCUCAUCAGGCAGUUCUUCUGCGAGGUCAAACGCUGCGAGAGUGAAGCGGACUGGAAAGACUUUAAAAGACGGGACUAUUGUAAAAGCGCACCCGAUCAGCAACUGCCAUGAAGAAAUGAAUCAUUUGGGGGAUUUUUCUGUUAGUGCCUUCUUUUGGUCACAUUAGCUCAGGCUUCUGUGCAUGCACACUCACUGACGAGGUUCAACUUCAAAUGUUUGGGUAUUAGAACUUUUGAUGCUCUGCUCUUGAAUCUGGAACGGACGAAUGGAUGAAAGAUAUGAAUAACACACGAUGUUAUCGCUUUGGUUCAAAGUGUUAGACUGUUGAAGAUCAUUUAAAUUAUUUUGUUACGUUAACAGUUUACGCGAAGAAAGAAAUGUUCUGUCCUUUUAAUGCUCAUGUUUAAUUUUGUUUUUUUUUUAAAUAUUUUACAAAUGAACCAUAAGAGGGCUGUGGAAGAUAAGCCAAAGAGGAUCCCCACCGCAGAGAUCCUUGGUGUUUACUUUUUCAAUACACAAUGACAACGGCAUUCCCAGUGGUUUUCAUAUGCACAGCUGGGACCCCUGUGCAAUUCCGAUUUUGCCGUCCACAUGGAUGCCAACAUAAAGUUGGCUACACGUACAGAUGUGAAUAAUCGGUGCAGGAGAUGAGUGGGGUCUUGGAUGAAGGAGGCAACCCCCUUGUGGGUUCUGUGGUUAGGAUGCUAAGAGAUGUUAAUGCAGGUCACAUGAUCUGUAAUGAUUAAUAAAGCCGAACGUCUUCACCUGGGCCGUA
Messenger RNA from Hippocampus comes (tiger tail seahorse), 3751 nucleotides. It is a transcript of the gene recql5, whose product is annotated as RecQ helicase-like 5. Gene Ontology annotation, biological process: double-strand break repair via homologous recombination; regulation of DNA-templated transcription. The coding region runs from base 130 to 3087 and encodes 985 amino acids. The record is from RefSeq and is a predicted model, not a curated record. The transcript has 19 exons. Gene Ontology annotation, cellular component: cytoplasm; chromosome; nucleus. NCBI's taxonomy places the organism in Eukaryota, Metazoa, Chordata, Actinopteri, Syngnathiformes, Syngnathidae. Gene Ontology annotation, molecular function: nucleic acid binding; ATP binding; four-way junction helicase activity.